Myripristis murdjan (pinecone soldierfish) is the source of this 1350-nucleotide messenger RNA. RefSeq names its product trafficking protein particle complex subunit 3 (gene trappc3). The transcript has 5 exons. Gene Ontology annotation, biological process: Golgi vesicle transport. Gene Ontology annotation, cellular component: TRAPP complex. The coding region runs from base 146 to 688 and encodes 180 amino acids. NCBI's taxonomy places the organism in Eukaryota, Metazoa, Chordata, Actinopteri, Holocentriformes, Holocentridae. The record is from RefSeq and is a predicted model, not a curated record.
AUUCUGGCCUUUUACACAAGUUUGACAGUGAGGAAAACAAGUGCAACAGCACUGACGAUUACAGGAACAACUGCUUAGCGAGAAACAAAUAAAUAAAGGAUUAAUAUCGAGUCUCUACUCCUGUUUGCCUGUAACAUAAUCCACCAUGUCCAGGCAAUCCAACCGGACAACAGACAACAAGAAGAUGAACUCUGAGCUGUUCACACUCACCUACGGGGCGCUGGUCACCCAGCUUUGUAAAGACUACGAGAACGACGAGGAAGUCAAUAAACAGCUGGACAAGAUGGGUUAUAACAUCGGAGUGCGUCUGAUCGAGGACUUCCUGGCACGCUCCAGCGUCGGCAGGUGUCAGGAUUUCCGAGAAACGGCCGAUGUCAUUGCUAAGGUUGCAUUCAAGAUGUACUUGGGCAUCACCCCCAGUGUGACCAACUGGAGCCCAGCAGGAGAUGAAUUCUCCCUCAUCCUGGAGAACAACCCCCUGGUAGACUUUGUGGAGCUGCCAGACAACCACAGCACACUGAUCUACUCCAACCUGCUGUGCGGUGUCCUCAGAGGAGCACUGGAGAUGGUCCAGAUGGCAGUGGACGUGAGGUUUGCCCAGGACACUCUGAGAGGGGACAACGUGACAGAAAUACGCAUGAAGUUCAUCAAGAGGAUCGAAGAGAACCUGCCUGCUGGAGAUGAGUGAUAAAGAGAUGGAAAUACAUGUUUCAACCCCUCCCUCUAUCUUUGUUUCAUUCAGUGGGAUGGAGGAACGGAAGGAAUAUUCACACUUACAGACUGAAAGAAUGAAAGGAGAGUACUCAAGAAAUCAGUGUGAGUGGUGCACCUCAAUAGCCCGAAAAUAUCUUUUAAUUUCUUAUAACCUUGAUGUUGUUUGUGUCAGUCUGAAUGUCUUGGUAUUAAAGGAGGAUACUUGGUUGGGAUCCCUCCUCCUUGGGUUUCUUUUUGAAAACCUGGGUUCUAAGGAGAGGAUGCAAAGAUUUUAAUUCAGCCAAGAAGAAAGAAAAAUGGUAUUCUAUUAGAAAAACACCCCAUGAAAUGUAAAUGGCUGUGCAACCUUGAAUCUCUCCUGGAUACAAAAAAAAAGAAAAGUCCUUAGCACUAACUCUCGAGAGCCAUUUUGGGUCUCUCUCUCACUGGAAAAGUUCAUGUUAAGUCUGUACUUAAGGGGUAGCAGUCAUUGUGGAGACAAAGGAAAACGCCUUGGACCAUUUAUCUGUCACUAUCCCAUAUGGAAAGUGAAUGUCUCCCCAAUUGAUGUCAUAUGACUUGAAAGAAUGGUGCGUCAUUUUCUUUGUCUAAUGUCUUUCUUGUGCAAGGCUGGAAACCCUUACACUUUUUUUUUUU